This is a messenger RNA of Pelobates cultripes (western spadefoot toad), 1596 nucleotides long. Lineage: Eukaryota; Metazoa; Chordata; Amphibia; Anura; Pelobatidae. The record is from the annotation of a GenBank genome assembly.
AUGGGAACAUUCUGCAACAUACUCCAAAAUGGGAACAUUCUGCAACAUUCUCCAAAAUGGGAACAUUCUGCAACAUACUCCAAAAUGGGAACAUUCUGCAACAUACCCCAAAAUGGGAACAUUCUGCAACAUACUCCAAAAUGGGAACAUUCUGCAACAUACCCCAAAAUGGGAACAUUAUGCAACAUUCUCCGAAAAGGGAACAUUCUCCAAAAUGGGAACAUUCUGCAACAUACUCCAAAGUGGGAACAUUCUGCAACAUUCUCCAAAAUGGGAACAUUCUGCAACAUACCCCAAAAUGGGAACAUUAUGCAACAUUCUCCGAAAAGGGAACAUUCUCCAAAAUGGGAACAUUCUGCAACAUACUCCAAAGUGGGAACAUUCUGCAACAUACUCCAAAAUGGGAACAUUCUGCAACAUUCUCCAAAAUGGGAACAUUCUGCAACAUACUCCAAAAUGGGAACAUUCUGCAACAUAAUCCAAAAUGGGAACAUUCUGCAACAUUCUCCAAAAUGGGAACAUUCUGCAACAUACUCCAAAAUGGGAACAUUCUGCAACAUUCUCCAAAAUGGGAACAUUCUGCAACAUACCCCAAAAUGGGAACAUUAUGCAACAUUCUCCGAAAAAGGAACAUUCUCCAAAAUGGGAACAUUCUGCAACAUACUCCAAAAUGGGAACAUCCUGCAACAUUCUCCAAAAUGGGAACAUCCUGCAACAUACUCCAAAAUGGGAACAUUCUGCAACAUACUCCAAAAUGGGAACAUCCUGCAACAUUCUCCAAAAUGGGAACAUCCUGCAACAUACUCCAAAAUGGGAACAUUCUGCAACAUACUCCAAAAUGGGAACAUCCUGCAACAUACCCCAAAAUGGGAACAUUAUGCAACAUUCUCCGAAAUGGGAACAUUCUCCAAAAUGGGAACAUUCUGCAACAUACUCCAAAAUGGGAACAUCCUGCAACAUUCUCCAAAAUGGGAACAUCCUGCAACAUACUCCAAAAUGGGAACAUUCUGCAACAUACUCCAAAAUGGGAACAUUCUGCAACAUUCUCCAAAAUGGGAACAUUCUGCAACAUACUCCAAAAUGGGAACAUUCUGCAACAUACUCCAAAAUGGGAACAUUCUGCAACAUUCUCCAAAAUGGGAACAUUCUCCAAAAUGGGAACAUCCUGCAACAUACUCCAAAAUGGGAACAUUCUGCAACAUACUCCAAAAUGGGAACAUCCUGCAACAUACUCCAAAAUGGGAACAUCCUGCAACAUACUCCAAAAUGGGAACAUUCUGCAACAUACUCCAAAAUGGGAACAUUCUGCAACAUUCUCCAAAAUGGGAACAUUCUGCAACAUUCUCCAAAAUGGGAACAUUCUGCAACAUUCUCCAAAAUGGGAACAUUCUGCAACAUUCUCCAAAAUGGGAACAUUCUGCAACAUACUCCAAAAUGGGAACAUUCUGCAACAUUCUCCAAAAUGGGAACAUUCUGCAACAUUCUCCAAAAUGGGAACAUUCUACAACAUUCUCCAAAAUGGGAACAUUCUGCAACAUUCUCCGAAAUGGGAACAUUCUCCAAAAUGGGAACAUUCUGCAACAUUCUCCAAAAUAG